Molecule: messenger RNA, 1720 nt
Organism: Topomyia yanbarensis
Lineage: Eukaryota; Metazoa; Arthropoda; Insecta; Diptera; Culicidae
Product: PHD finger protein 7-like
Exons: 3
Coding region: 104-1660 (518 amino acids)
Cellular component (GO): nucleus
Source: RefSeq, a predicted model, not a curated record
GAGACUUUAUCCUCUAUGUCCUUGGUAAACAUUAGAGUGAACUUACAGUGUAAGGGUUCUUAUUCGUUGGGCUGUUUCAAGAAAUUUAUCAAAAAUACAUAAAAUGGACCUCAGUGAAGACAUUCUAGACGAACAUGACUAUUUGUACGUUGGUUUCGAUCGUUUAAGGUUUAUUUCAUGUGAUAGCUGUACUGGAUUUUCGGCAUUUCUAUUCCACUUACCUCAGACCGUUGAAGAUAUUCAGCUUGUUUCCGAAACGGUCAAAUCCUGCGUCGAGUGCCUUCCAUUAGAGCAGUUACGAAAAUGUUACCCAUUCGUUAAAAACAGAGUUUAUUGCAAUGUGGAUCUACUGGAGCUUUUUAAAGGUUUCAAAUAUUCAAACCCUUUUUAUCGGAAGUUUGCCCGCCUCGAUCGAUUGCUGAUAACAAUGGAAACAACCGUGGACACAGUCACUGUUGCUAAUUUGCUGCGUUCACAAAUGCUGGUUGAUGUGGAAACGCUGCAGAAUUUAUUUCCAAUCGUUCAUCGUCUAACCAAUAGAAGAUAUUGGGGUCAGCAAGAAAUUGCUGAAACGAUUAAAGCUAAGGUAGCAGAAAUUCGUUUGUACUAUGAACUGGCUUUAGUAGAUGAGGAUAUGCAGACGGACAGCAAUGUUUCGGAAGGCAACGAAAUAGAUUGUGAUGCUCAUUUGGAUGCUCAGGCGAACAUGUCUACUUACGAACCCAACGAUAACUUAUGCAUCGCAGCAGACCCUCGCUUCAAACUCAAACUUCUUAGCGCAGACUCAGAUUUUCCAUGCGACAUUUGCUUGCUGACCGCCAAACACCAUUUAAAAUUCGGCGAUUUUAUUGAGAAACAACUAAAAGGAAAAGUAUUACGUUGUCAUUACUUCUGCCUUCUAUCAGGAACUUACAUCUACCAGGGAGGGCAGACAGACAAAGCUGGUAUUUUAGGUUUCCUUGUUAAUGAUAUUUACGCGUCAUUUCCAAAGUACCGGGAUAAGAUAUGUAAUUACUGCAAUUGCUCUUCAGCUCCCAUUAAAUGCAAUGCAGAGAAAUGUGAGCGUAGAUUUCAUUACAUUUGCGGCUACAACAACAACUGUUUGACUCAGUUCAUCAAUGAAUAUUCUUCAUACUGCCAUGAGCAUCUUCCAAUUCGUCACGAGAAGCUCCACGGUGAAGAUACGCUAUGCUGGAUAUGUUGGGAAAACAUGUCACCGUAUAAUCCAGUUUCAAGCUUCUGUUCGAGUUGUCCACCACAAGAGUCAUCUAAGAAACAAUCUCUAGAAUAUACUUGGUAUCACCGAAAGUGUAUGCAACGGUAUGCGUCGGAAUCCGGGUACUACUUCAAAUGUCCUAACUGUUACGAAUCAAAAAAUUUUAGUGAACAUGCAAAAUUGCAUGGUAUCUUUGUACCCAUGAGAGAUGCAACCUGGGAAUUAGAACCAAAUGCGUAUAAGGAUAUUCAAGGAUCACGGUGUACCGCUGAAAAGGAUUGUAUGGUUAAGAAUGGUGUGAAGAUAAGUGCAAAACUCACAAAUUUAGUGGGAUGUAAAGCAUGCGGUGGAGAAACCAUGCAUAUGCGAUGUGCGGGUGUGGAUGACCCAGAUGAUUACGUGUGUUCAAAGUGUAUGGAUGCUACGUUUAUUAAACUGUUCUAGAUUCAUUGCGAAAAUGCAAAACGCAAUGUAAUUUUAUAAUAAAUGACUACAUACUGCUGA